GUUCCUUAGUACGCGUAAAUAUUACAACAGUAAGCCGCGUAACAAAUCGUAAAUUAAUUGCAUAAAUACGUUACUAUGAAAACAUAAAAAACUAUAUUUACUCCGUUGUUGCAAGAUGGCAGCGUACUAAUGCAAUGCUUUGGUGUAUCUUCACUACACCGAAAAUAGCAAAGCACGAAGUGCACAAUUUCACAUGUGCAUCCUGACACGAAGGAAAGUCUCGUGACAUUUUUUACUGAACAAAAAUGGCGAUGGAACCGAAAACAAGAAGUGUGAUGCACACCAUGCUUUUCUUCACUAUCCUCAUGGUGCUUCUUCCGAUAUUCUCAUACUUUUUUUCCAAAACCUUUGUGUUUGAAGGGUUGCUUGGUGUUACACAGGCCAACAGCUAUUUCUGUGCAGCAGUUGUUGCCAUUGUUAUUGUCCACAUCAUCCUUGGCUGCUUCAUUUACGUUGCAUUCACAGAAGAUGAUACACCAAGACCAGAAUUUAAACAAGAGUUGAAGCAAGAUUAAUCCACUGCCUCACCUUCAUUUUGCCAUUGCACUAAUAUUUAUGAUGCUUUACAUUUUACACUGCAGAAUGGAAAAGAUAUUGUAAAAUAUUUUUUGGAAUUAAGUCUCUUAGCAUAUUGUAAAAGGUAUAUCCCUGACACCUGGAUGAUGAAGAAAAACUAUAGCGAUUCAGUGAUGAGAUUAUCAGUCUGCAGUGACAGAGCGUUUGGGAGUUGGGUGUGGUGACUGGUCUUGCUGUUGUGGAUGGCAUUGUCAACCCCAUUUGUCUCAAAGAUCCUGCCAUGUCAUUUCUUGAAAUCAUGUGUGUCCAAUUAUUGUGCUUUUCCCUAGUACUUUUUUAAUGUUGUCUGUAAAGGUUUAAAUGAGAUGAUCUCAGCUGGAUGAAACCGACAUGAUUUUAUAGUGGUUUGAUUGGGUUUUCUUUCAUUUCUUUGAAAUGGGAGUGGAAAAGGGCAGUGAAGAAAAAAUGGAAAGCUUUUUACACAUUUUUUUUGAAUUCAUAAACACCUAGCUGUUCAAGUUUGUAAAUGUUUUUAAAUUCAAAGUAAAUGACAUGCACACUGCCAAAACAUUACGCUUGUUCAUGCACCAUCUUACAAAGCUUUGAAAUACACUGGGCAUUUCUGAUUUUGGAAGUGGACAUGUUAGCUGCCAAAGAUGUGAAUUAAAAUAAAUGAUUUUUGAAACUGACUUAAAGACAAAUGCUAACAAGAAAUGAGCCACUCAGUAUAUUGGUAGAAGCAUUAAAUCUUUUACAAAAAUAACAUUGUAAUAUUUUGACCCUAUUCUCAAGACUGUUUUCUGCAUGAAAUGUUUUAAAAGCUUAAUUGUUUGCUUUUGUGUGAUUAUUAAGAAGACUGAAAUAGAGUACUAUCACACCUCAAAUUUUAAUUUCUCUAUUAUUCAAUUAUAGUACUAAAUCCACUUAAGCCAGAUAAUGUAAACUGUUCUGUACUCUAAAUCAAAUUGGGUGUACAGUCCCAUAUGAACACUGGUAGUUUUUACUUUUUCACUUUGGUGAAAUAGUCAUUUGUAAAUUAUUUUUCUGAAACACUCCUUCAUUCCAUUCAAAGUUUUUUUUCUUAUUGCAUUUUUGUGCGUGUGCAAUUGAUGACUGAGAGGAUUGCCAAAGAAGUGGUGGAAUUUUAAAGAGCAGAAAAAAAAAAAUUACAGGAAUACUUGAGCUGGUUGUAAUGAGGAGCCAUUAGCUAAUCAGUAUAAUUAGAAGUUAAUAAUUUCCCUAGAUGGUGUCAUCUGUCAUUUUUAAACUAAAAGUGUGAGUUUCUUUCCUAAGCAUGAAACGUUAAAUUCUUUCAUUAGUUUUUAAUUAAAUUUUUUUCUAAGGAAUGUGAACAACUUUAAAUGUAGAAUAAUCGGAAAUACAGAUAACGGUAGGCUGUGCUAAAUUUUGUCAUAAGAGAAAGUCAUAUAAUUGUGAUGAUCACAUUCCUUGCUUUUGUCAAAUAAAAAACAUACAGUA
Messenger RNA from Pomacea canaliculata, 1995 nucleotides. Its product is annotated as vacuolar ATPase assembly integral membrane protein vma21-like. Gene Ontology annotation, biological process: vacuolar proton-transporting V-type ATPase complex assembly. The transcript has 3 exons. Lineage: Eukaryota; Metazoa; Mollusca; Gastropoda; Architaenioglossa; Ampullariidae. Gene Ontology annotation, cellular component: endoplasmic reticulum membrane. The record is from RefSeq and is a predicted model, not a curated record. Bases 246 to 515 code for a protein of 89 amino acids.